UUUAGACAUGGCCGCCCAAUGAAAAAUCAAUAGAAAGAUCCACAACGGGCUAUAUAAACACACCAUUUUUUAACUUAAUGUUAUAAAAUUUUGAAAUACGAUAUUUUUUCUAGAUAGCAAAAUAAUGGAAAGAACCAAUGCAUCGAUUGAAGCUGCUACAGCAUCUCUUGUUCGUGAAUAUUUAAGCAGAAAAGGUUUUAAGGAAACUUUGGCAAAAAUGGAUGAAGAAUGCCCUCGAAAUGAAUUGAGCAUAAGCAACAGACAAACCUUAAUGAAGCAUGUUCAUCUGGAUAAACUGAUGAAAAAGAAUAAGGAAGAAAUUGAACCUUUAAAGGCUAUGCUUGAAAUUAUGACAAAAUUUUUUGUUGAGCGGCGACUUCAGAAUCAAUCAGAUAGAUGUUCUGCCAAUCAGUCAAAUUUUGAUGUUAAUUUUAGUCCUCAAGUUGAUCAACCAUUUCAAAACAACACAAGCAGCGUGUCAUCAACCUCCAGACCACACACCAAUGGUUACUCAACCAAAAAGGAUAAAAAUGAUCUGGUGAUGGAUGAUGACGUUGAAGGAGAAACAGUCAUUGGUGUAGGCAUGGCUGGCAUUAUGUCCAUAAAUGAAUCUGAAUCGCCACCCCCACAGUAUUCCACAAAGAAUGUUCUGGCACGACCUGUCUCAGCUAAGCAGAGAUUUAGCAUGAUCAGCAAUAAUGAUGAUAUUUUAACAGGAAGAAACAGAAUGCAACAGCCUAAGCCACUGAGAUUGUCUGUCUCACAAAAAGAACAACAGAAAAAGGAUAGCCUGUCCAACAGUAUAAAUAGUUCCCCUGAGUUUUUCUACGAUGCACUGAGAUCCAACAGUGGCAUCAACAUUGAAGAAAAACCUAAAAAAACGGAAAGCUCUCCGUUAUCUUUCGAAGACCUGUUGAUGAAAGGAGAGGAGAAGGCAAAUCGUCUACAAAGGAUUGGGCUGGAGAAUAAAAUUAAAGACACUAUUGGUGAAGAAAAACCUUAUAAAGUGGAAACUUCAAGCAUAUUUGCGGGCAAGUCAAAGCCAGCUCUAAAUAAUAAUAAUUUUACAAAAGGCGCCAGCUUAAACUCACCAAAGACAACAGAGCUUGAACUGGGAGACAUUGAUGACAUGGAGUCCGAUCUGACAGAUUUGAACUUGAAGCCUGCUGCACCUGUUGGACCAAAGCAGCUGAAAUUAGUCAAAGUACCGUCUACACCAAUGGACCUAAAAACUGCUAUGGCAUUGAAGAAUCUCAUGUUAGGCUCCCCUUGUCAGUUGUACAUUGAUGAAUGGCUGCAGCAAGGCUACAGUUUCUGUGAUUUACCUGACCUAAAGUAUGGAAUAGUUCAAAAGAAGGGCGGGCCUUGUGGUGUCUUAGCUGCUGUUCAAGCCUGUCUUUUACAGGAGAUGCUAUUUGGAGACAGCAAGCUGCCAAGCAGCAGAUUCAAAAACCCCACAAGAGCUGAGAGGUCCAAGUAUUUGGCUCUAGCCUUAAGUAAUAUAUUUUGGCGUGCAGGCGACUUUGCCAGAGCUGUAGUAACAGUACCUUCAGAAACUUCACAUAUACUAAGCAGCACCAAGUUCAAACAAGAUGGAGUCACAGAGCAGUUAUCAAUUUAUACAUUCACAAGCUUUGAUACCCUGUCAAGUUUUAUGCAGCAGUCUAUAUCUGAGUUUGAAACAGAAGGAAAACCUGGAGUUAUCCUAACUAUAUAUUCAGCCAUGUUAUCAAGAAAAUGCCCUCAGGUGCGGGGUGACUUUGAUGAACCUGAGCAAAGCACAUUGAUUGGAUCUCAUGGUUAUUGCACGCAGGAAUUAGUCAACCUUUUAUUAACCGGGCGAGCUGUUUCCAAUGUUUUCAAUGAUCAAGAACAGCUGGAAGGGACAGGUGUUGGAGAUACAAUAAUUCUAAAGGGAAUCUCUGGGAGAUCAGACAUUGGCCUGUUGUCACUGUUUGAGCACUAUCAGUCAUGUAAGGUAGGAACCUACUACAAAACACCCAAGAACCCUAUCUGGGUGGUGUGUAGUGAGAGCCACUUCAGUGUGUUGUUUGCAGCAAAGCGUGAUCUAGUCAAUGAUUGGAAGGCCGAGAGAAGAUUUGACCUGUUUUACUACGACGGCCUGUCUAGGCAGCAAGAAGAGAUCAGACUCACCAUUAGUACACUUAAUCAAGCAUACAAGCCCCCAGUAUCAGAAGAUGACCUUGUUCCCCCUUUAGAGCACUGUAUAAGAACAAAAUGGCCAGAUGCAGAAAUAGACUGGAAUGGAUAUGAACCAAUUCUGUGAUUAUUUGUUAGUUGUACUGUGCAUAUGCUAGUCUGCUGCCUUUUAUUUAUGUUUGUUCAGUUACUUUUUCUUUGCAUUUCAUUCAAGAUGGUUUUAUAAGAGACUUACCAAUCAUUUUUUUUUUAAUUUGUAACCAUUUUAAUUUUACCAUCACAAAAAAAAAAGUAUAGUUUUGUACUGACAUUACAAGUUUUUUUGGAGUACUUUUAUAUUUAAUUCUCAAAUAUCAAGCUGUGAUAUUCUUAGCAAUCUGUUAUUUAACAUGAAUAUGAUGUAUUUUUUUAAAAUGCCUUUGAUAUUGUUAAUCUGAAGUAAGUUCUUUUACAAACCAUUAAAUUUUUUCAAGCCUUGAUAAAAAUUAGAAUGUUAGUUUUUGCAGUUUAUGAGAUUUCUUUCAAUUAGAUCAUUGGAAAUUAUUUCUCAAGCUUUUCUUGAGACUGAAGGUUGAUUAAAAAUGUAUGCUAUAAUUCUGUACAUUUUAUAAUCAGCAAAAUGUCAUUAUUUUCUUAGUAUUGUUAAAAAACAACUGAUAUGUCAAAAAAUCUUAAAUUGUUAUUAAUUAACAAGGAAACUAGUGGGAAAUUUUUUUGUUUUUGAGGUAUGCCAUCACUAAACGAGAAGAAUGGAGAAUGGAUGGAGGGUAUGUACAUUUGUGUUAUAAAUUGUGGUUACAUUAAAUAAAAUAAGACAUUAGAGGGGAAAUAUCUACAAGCUCAACUUUUUUACCCUCAUAACAAGCAUUACAACUGUAUAAAAUUCUUCAGAGUGUAAGUAGAAGUAGACUGCACACACAAUUACAAGUGGUAGUAGUUUUAAAAA
Messenger RNA from Physella acuta, 3106 nucleotides. RefSeq names its product putative ubiquitin carboxyl-terminal hydrolase MINDY-4. The record is from RefSeq and is a predicted model, not a curated record. NCBI's taxonomy places the organism in Eukaryota, Metazoa, Mollusca, Gastropoda, Physidae. Gene Ontology annotation, biological process: protein K48-linked deubiquitination. Gene Ontology annotation, molecular function: protein binding; K48-linked deubiquitinase activity; cysteine-type deubiquitinase activity.